This is a messenger RNA of Gadus morhua (Atlantic cod), 1226 nucleotides long. RefSeq names its product lecithin retinol acyltransferase a (gene lrata). Gene Ontology annotation, biological process: vitamin A metabolic process; retinol metabolic process. Gene Ontology annotation, cellular component: rough endoplasmic reticulum. The coding region runs from base 112 to 795 and encodes 227 amino acids. The record is from RefSeq and is a predicted model, not a curated record. NCBI's taxonomy places the organism in Eukaryota, Metazoa, Chordata, Actinopteri, Gadiformes, Gadidae. Gene Ontology annotation, molecular function: phosphatidylcholine-retinol O-acyltransferase activity. The transcript has 2 exons.
CAGUGGUUUAGGGUUUCCUUCAAGUUCACGUCUCCUCCUCGCCCUGCUGCAGGAUGAAAAAAACCACUAGCGACCAGAUCAUUCAGAAUACGACUCUGCAAACCCUUUACCAUGCUUAAUUUAUUUACAUUUCUGGUGGUGAAGCUAACCAUUCUGUCCAAUUUGAACUUUUUCGAAUCAAAAUGGUCGGAUAUCGAGCAACAAGGGCGCGCAAAACCAAGCCACUCGCAGCGCUUUAAACGAGGAGACCUUCUCGAGGUUCCCAGAACUUUGUUUACGCACUUCGGAAUCUAUUUAGGCGAUGACAGGGUCGCCCAUCUCAUCCCUGACAUCCUCCCCGUCCUGACAGAUGACGCAAGGCUGAUCGACACCGUCAUAACAAACCAGAGGCUUAUUAUGGGUUGCAUGUUUAGAUGCGCAACGGUACGCGUGGACUCGUUACAGGACUUUGCAUAUGGCUCUGAGAUAUUGGUUAACGCAAUGGAUUCAAGGAUGAGCGCCCGAGCACUUCUCAAUGAAGAAGUGGCCAAGAGGGCUGAGCAACUCAUCGGUGCCAUCCCAUACAGUUUGCUGUGGAAUAACUGUGAACACGUUGCAACAUACUGCAGAUAUGGAUCUGCAGUAAGCCUGCAGACAGACAAGUUCUGCGAGUGGUUAAAAUCUGUCAUCAGAGACCGGAGGAGCAUCAUUGUCGCAGUUCUUAUUGGAAUAACCUCCAUUGUCUGCUACGGCUUGUUACCUUCAACUACAUUACCAACCGUUAUAAUCCCCUUUACUCUAUGGAUGGCUAGCUAAAUAAUCCUAGUCAACAAUAAGAGUGAACAUUAUGCAAAGACAAUUCAAUCGAAAUUUACAAAAUUGUACUUCCUAUUCAUCUCCUGACACCUUGUGAAAUUUAUAUUUUUCUGAUUGUCCAAUAACAUUUCCUUGUCCUUCAGCAAUUUUAGAAAAUAGCCGAAAUUCACCUAAUGGAUAAAGUUGACUAUCAUCGAAUGUGGAUUCAUUCUACUCUUAAUUGAAGGAAGUUUUACAUACUUUUUUUUCCCCAUUUUUGUAAGAUGCUUGAAAUGAUUAUAUUGGCCUACCAUUAUCUGCUGCAGUCUGGGAAAAUUGGACCUUGAUGAAUGAUUGAAUAGUAAACACAUACUGUUGGGUAUUUGAAAAUGAUAAUUGUUUGCCUACAAGCCAAUGCUGUACAGUUGUUAAUAAUAAAUCAUAUAUUUUUA